AUGUUCAAAGACACGAGCGACUCCCCAACCAUCAAAUGGAACAUGGUUCUCAUCUCCCUAGCCAUGUUCAUCUUCGCUACUCUAGACGUGGCCUUCGGUCUCGUCCACAACCUCGAUGCGUUUGUGUAUUACAAGGGUAACGGGGGUGCCGUUGCAGAGUUUUCUAUCGUUUCGAACUGGGUCAACGUGAUGAAAUCGGCUGACUUUUUGGCGCAAACCUCGAUCGGCGACGCAAUGCUGAUCUAUCGAUGCUGGAUUGUAUAUGGGAAGCGAUGGUCUAUCAUCAUUUUCCCUCUCGUACUAUGGACUGGUUAUGUCGUUGGCGCUUGUAUCACCUUACGCACCGAAUCUACGUUUCAACACAGCGCCUUGCUAAGCACAAGCGAGCUCAUCCCACUAAUCACCUCAACGCUUAUGCUCACUCUGGCUCUCAAUAUUAUCGUCACAUCGGCCAUCGUCUACAGAAUUUGGAGAGUCAACCAACACUCCACUGCGUUCGAGACAUUGCCAUCGUCCUCCAGUUCGACACAACCAUCCCGUGCCUUCAACAGCAACGGCACUCGCUUGUCAAGGAUCAUGCGCAUCAUAAUAGAAUCCGGCCUUAUGUACACGAUCUCAGUUGUCGUCAGUGUUAUACCGUAUCUCGCGGGGAACAACUCAUACUACGGUAUAUCGGACUGUGGAAUCUCAUUUAACCUCAUCAUCAUUCGCGUCCACAAUGGUACUGCGUUCAAAUCCACUGCGUACGCACCACAGUCAACGAUGGAUUUCCACACGACCACCGCCCGACUGGAAAGAGGUCUGCACAUUACAACUAUGACAAUGACCACUACCGCGAACGACGGCGAAAGACAAGACGGGACGCCGAUAGAGCUACCGAUGACUCCUGCAGGCGUAGAGGACGAUCGGAAGAGCUGGAGCAUUCUUCGCAGGGGCACCAUGUGA
Molecule: messenger RNA, 945 nt
Organism: Stereum hirsutum FP-91666 SS1
Lineage: Eukaryota; Fungi; Basidiomycota; Agaricomycetes; Russulales; Stereaceae
Exons: 5
Coding region: 1-945 (314 amino acids)
Source: RefSeq, a predicted model, not a curated record